This is a messenger RNA of Cucumis melo (muskmelon), 3888 nucleotides long. RefSeq names its product receptor-like protein EIX2. The transcript has a single exon. NCBI's taxonomy places the organism in Eukaryota, Viridiplantae, Streptophyta, Magnoliopsida, Cucurbitales, Cucurbitaceae. Gene Ontology annotation, molecular function: protein binding. The record is from RefSeq and is a predicted model, not a curated record. Bases 230 to 3376 code for a protein of 1048 amino acids.
AAAAAAAACAAGAAACAGAAAUAGUUAUCAAACACGUUCCUAUUUCUUGUUCUGAAAAAAGAAAAAAUAGGGAACAAGAAACAGAAAUGUUACAAAACGGACCUUUAGCUUCUCUCUCUAGUCAAAAGAAAAAUAAUUAGCCUUAAAGACUUUUUAUAUAUAUAUAUAUGUCCAAUAGAUUUGCAAAUUCUGCAAAAACAUAUUGUGUGAAAACUAUUGGAAUUCGCAGAUGGCCAAUAAGCAUUUUAUAAAUUGUUAUGUCUCAUUUGUAUGGCUGUUAUGCGUAAUAUUGCUCUCAACUACAACUGUUGGUGAUUAUACUUCAAAUUAUAAUUGUAGCUCUGCUGAGAGGGAAGCCUUGAUUUCCUUCAAACAAGGCUUAUCGGAUCCUUCUGCUCGUCUUUCUUCUUGGGUUGGCCAUAAUUGUUGUCAAUGGCAUGGCAUUACCUGUGAUCUCAUUUCUGGAAACGUCAUUAAAAUUGAUCUACACAACUCAUUGGGCUCUACCAUUUCUCCAUCAUCUCUUAGGUUUGGUGGGGAUUAUGAACAACCGUGGAAAGAUCCCGAGGAUUUUGUACAAGACUUCCAAAAGACUUCUUUGAGUGGGAAAAUAAGUUCUUCUCUACUUGACCUCAAACAUUUGAAUUAUAUCGACUUAAGUCUAAAUAAUUUUGAAGGUGCUCCAAUUCCAUAUUUUUUUGGGAUGCUCACGAGCGUAAGGUAUCUCAACCUUUCUUUUGCAAAUUUUAGUGGACAAAUUUCUGUUUAUCUAGGAAAUUUAUCUAAUUUGAAUCAUCUAGAUCUUUCUACUUGGAAUCUAGAGUAUUUCAAAUGGCCUAAUUUGCAUGUUGAAAACUUGCAAUGGAUUUCUAGUCUUUCUUCUCUUGAGUACCUUAAUCUUGGAGGGGUGAAUUUAAGUAAUGUCCAAGCUUCAAAUUGGAUGGAUGCAGUGAAUAGACUUUCUUCUUUGUCAGAAUUACGCUUAACUCAAUGUGGUAUUUCAAGUUUUAAUACUUCAGCUGCUAAUUUUUUAAAUCUCACUUCACUUAGAGUCCUCGAUUUAUCGAGUAACUGGAUAAAUUCUUCUAUACCUUUGUGGCUAUCUAACCUUACUAGCAUUUCAACGUUUGAUUUGAGGUUCAAUUAUUUUCACAAUACAAUUCCUCGUGAUUUUAUGAAAUUGAAAAAUCUCCAACACCUACACUUAAGCUAUAAUAGUUUAAGUAAUAUUAUUGGAGAUCAAUCACGGCCAAGCUUUCCACAAGAUCUUUGCAAGUUACGACUUUUGCACCUUGCGGGCAAUAAUUUUAAGGUUAAACUUGAAGAGUUUUUGGAUAGUUUCUCAAAUUGUACCCGGAAUAGUUUGGAAUCCUUGGACUUGUCAAGCAAUGGAUUUGUGGGAGAAAUACCAAAUUCAUUGGGAACAUUUGAGAACCUACAAAUCUUGGAUCUCUCCGAAAAUCAAUUGUGGGGUUCACUUCCAAAUUCAAUAGAUAAUUUGUCUUUGUUAAAAUAUUUGGAUAUCUCAUAUAACUCUUUAAAUGGAACUAUACCUUCAAGUUUUGGACAACUUUCAAACUUAGUUGAGUUUAGAGAUCACAAUAAUUCAUGGAAGAAUAUAACUAUAACAGAGGCACACUUAAUAAAUUUGACAAAGUUGGAAAUCUUUCGAAUGUCAAAAUAUAAACAAGAAUUUGUUUUCAACAUCUCAUACGAUUGGAUUCCUCCAUUCAAACUGAAGGUUCUUUAUUUGAAAAAUUGUCCCAUUGGCCCACAGUUUCCAAUUUGGCUUCGAACUCAAACUCAACUUGUUGAAAUCACUCUCAUCGAUGUUGGGAUCUCAGGCUCUAUACCAUACGAGUGGAUUUCUAACAUAUCUUCUCAAGUCACUAAAUUGGAUUUGUCCAACAACUUGCUCAAUAUGAGCUUCUCCCACAUAUUCAUCAAAUCCGAUCAAACUAAUUUUGUUGGUGAAAGUCAAAAGCUCCUCAAUGACUCAAUUCCCCUCCUUUAUCCAAAUCUAAUAUACUUGAAUCUACGAAACAAUACACUGUGGGGCCCUAUACCCUUAACUAUCAAUGAUUCGAUGCCCAACUUGUUUCGAUUAGAUUUGUCUAAUAAUUACCUUAUUAAUGGUACAAUUCCAUCAUCCAUUAAAACAAUGAAUCACCUUGGAGUACUGUUAAUGUCAGACAACCAACUUUCAGGGGAGCUUUUUGAUGAUUGGAGUAGACUCGAAUCAAUGCUUGUUGUUGAUUUAGCCAACAAUAAUCUACACGGAAAAAUUCCAACCACAAUAGGUCUGUCAACAUCCCUCAACAUAUUAAAGUUAGAGAACAACAAUUUGCAUGGAGAAAUUCCGGAAUCCUUGCAGAAUUGUUCACUACUCACGAGCAUCGAUCUUUCAGAAAAUAGAUUCUUAAACGGAGACCUGCCUUCAUGGAUAGGAGUAGCUUUGUCAAAGCUACGAUUGUUGAACUUGCGGUUUAAUAAUUUCAGCGGAACCAUUCCAAGACAAUGGUGCAAUCUUCAUUUUCUUCGUAUAUUAGAUUUAUCAAACAAUCGUCUUUUUGGAGAAGUUCCAAGUUGUUUGUAUAAUUGGACAUCUUUUGUCCAUGGCGAUGAAGACUUAGGUGGAUUGGGAUAUUAUCAAUAUAGUACGGGAUUGAGGUAUUACUCGUACGAAGAAAAUACAAUGUUGGUUAUGAAAGGUACAGAGUCUAAAUACUACAAUGCUAUUGUUAAGCUUGUUUUGACAAUAGAUCUUUCAAUGAAUAAAUUGAGUGGUGAAAUUCCAAAUGAGAUAACAAAGCUCAUUCAUUUGUGUGCUCUAAACUUGUCUUGGAAUGCUCUUGUGGGUACCAUUCCAGAAAAUAUUGGGGCCAUGAAGACUUUAGAAACACUGGAUCUCUCCCAAAACCAUCUUUCUGGAAGGAUUCCCGACAGCCUAGCAUCUUUAAAUUUCUUGACACAUUUGAAUAUGUCAUUCAACAAUUUGACUGGAAAAAUACCAACGGGUAAUCAGAUUCAAACGCUGGAAGAUCCCUCCAUAUAUGAAGGCAAUCCUUCUUUAUGCGGGCCUCCUCUUAAGAUCAAGUGUCCUGGUGAUGAAAAUUCAAAUAAUACCCCUAUUUCAACAAGGGAUGAAGAAGAUGGAAAAGAAAAUGACUCAGAAAUGCUUCUUGGCUUCUACAUCAGUGUGGCAAUUGGUUUUCCAGUUGGUCUCAACAUCUUGUUCUUUAUCAUUUUCACAAAUGAAGCAAGGAGAAUAUUCUACUUUCGCUUUAUUGAUCGUGUCAACUACAACAUACUCCAGACAAUUGACUCUCUUACGAUUGGUUUGAGGAGAAUGAUCAUGUGGAGAAGAAGCUACUAAUCAAAGGCUGCAGUUUCUUGGUUGGCUAACAAAUCUCAGGUGAAAGUUUUGUUUCAAGUCUGAUUAUCUUAAGAAGUAUAUUUUUGUUUCUUUCUUUUUUGAAGUUUUAAUUUAAGUUUGUGGACUGUUUUAGUUGAUUAUAAUAAAUGAAUGGAUGAGUUUUAAUUACUCUUUUUUUGGUUGAAUUAUUCCAUAUUCAUUCAAAUAAUGAUAUAGAUCAUGCAAAAAUUGGCAAUGAAAUAGAUUAAAUAGAUUCUUUUUCUAUUUCUACUUGUAUUUUAAUGUCUACUUUUGGGUUGAACAAACCAUUCAUAAUCAAUUUGAAUAGAAAAAUAUGAAAGAAUGUGAAAUUUUGUAUGCUUAAAGUUGAAAUUAAAUUGGACAAGAUUAAAAGAAAAACCACAAAAAAUGAAGUAUAAGAACAUACCAGAGUUCCUUCUGCCACUGUCGGAACUUCCUAACAAUCGGAAAUUAGAGGAAGGGUGAGGAAGGGUGAAGACGAGAGAAUUUAG